Messenger RNA from Passer montanus (Eurasian tree sparrow), 4554 nucleotides. It is a transcript of the gene FGD3, whose product is annotated as FYVE, RhoGEF and PH domain containing 3. The transcript has 19 exons. Gene Ontology annotation, cellular component: cytoplasm. The coding region runs from base 141 to 2735 and encodes 864 amino acids. Gene Ontology annotation, biological process: cytoskeleton organization; filopodium assembly. Gene Ontology annotation, molecular function: guanyl-nucleotide exchange factor activity; metal ion binding. The record is from RefSeq and is a predicted model, not a curated record. Lineage: Eukaryota; Metazoa; Chordata; Aves; Passeriformes; Passeridae.
CGCAGCACCUGGUCCCCUGGCAGCCGGGGCGGCCCCUCCGGCGUGUCCCGUUGCCGCUUGGGUCGGGCCGCGGUGGGGGCGCAUCCCGCCUCCGCCGCCUUCAGGGGCGCCGCGUCCCGCUGGCGGCGCCUCAUGGCGCGAUGCAGCUGCAGUGGGAGGGAGAGGAAACCCACCCCCCUCGCCCGGCGGCCGCCUUUGUAACCGCCCGGCCCAGCUCGGCGCGCAGCGGCUCGGGGAGCGCCGGAGCGCGGCGGCGGGAGCAGAUGGAGCCGGAGGGUUGCCCUUGUUCUCCUUUUCAAAUCAAGUGUCACAUUGACUCCAGUCCUGUGUUGGAAGCAUGUGGAGAACUGCAGCAUAUCAGCUCAGCGCAAUGUCUCCAUCAGGCUGGAAGGAAGCCCAAAACCAAAACUGCACUGGCCAAAAUGCAUCCUCUACAGAAACCCCAAGUACCUCCUAAGCCUGUCCAUCUCAAACCUGGGCAGGAAAGAAUUCCUCCUGCACCAUCUCGGCCUUUGCCAGCUGAUCCCAAGUCAUCAAGGAACUCGGCACCUGGAGAGGAAGAAAUACCAAUAUCAGCAGGAGUCAACACGCUCAUUGAGAAAUUUGAAAAUAUUAGGCAACCUGUACAUAUUCUUCAAAGAAACCAGCUAAAUUUGGCUCUUAAAAUGGAACCUGGCCUGGACUCAUCCAAGCAGACGAGCUUGUGUGACCAUGACACAGUGGCUUCCUGUGACUCUUCCACAAAUGACAAAACUGAAUUGGAUGAAGCUGAACCAAACAUACCGUGCAGCAUGGAUCUAAUUAACACAGACAUAAUGAAAAUUAAAGAGCUGAGCAUAAGUGAUAACAAAAGCCAUGGAGACUGUACUGCUGUGACUGUGAGCAAAGAGAACCAAGAAGAGCUUGGCAAUAAAGACUCAACUGAAGAACUGAAUGGGAGUGGUAAAAUUCCCAACAGAGACAGUGGCAUUGACAGUCCUUCUUGUAGUGUGGCUGGGGAAACAUUCCCCAGUGAAGAAGGGGCAGAGCAGAAGAAGCCCAGCAUGGCUGGGAACCCAGAAGAGAUGGAACCUGAGAGAAGGGGCACCAAACCUUCCUCUGUGGAACAGAAGAGAGACUCCACACAGGAUGAUGACAGUGACAUUGAUGAAGGAAGCAGUGAGGAGCAAGAGAUAGCAGAAGUGCCAAAGUUAGAGUAUUUGGAUGUAAACAAGUGUACAGAGCCCCAAAAGCUAUUCAACAUCGCCAAUGAGCUGCUCCACACGGAAGAAGCAUAUGUUAAAAGACUCCAUCUCUUGGACCAGGUUUUUUGCACUAAAUUGUCCGAAGCAGGGAUCUCAUCUGAAGUGAUAACGGGCAUCUUCUCAAAUAUUUCUUCCAUCUAUUGUUUCCAUGGACAGUUUCUUCUUCCUGAGCUCAAAACAAGAAUUACACAAGAAUGGAGUGUCAACCCACGGCUAGGAGAUAUCCUGCAGAAACUUGCUCCUUUUCUGAAAAUGUAUGGAGAAUAUGUAAAGAACUUUGACAGGGCAAUGGACAUAGUGAACACAUGUAUGCAGCGGUCCUCUCCCUUCAAAGAUGUUGUUCAGAACAUACAGAAACAGGAGGUGUGUGGAAACCUGACUUUGCAGCAUCAUAUGCUUGAACCAGUGCAAAGGAUUCCUCGUUAUGAGCUUCUCCUGAAGGACUAUUUAAAGAAACUUCCAGAAGAAUCUCCAGACAGGAAAGAUGCUGAAAAGUCACUGGAGCUGAUAUCGACAGCAGCAAACCAUUCCAAUGCAGCCAUCCGGAAGAUGGAAAAGAUGCACAAGCUUUUGGAAGUCUAUGAGCGCCUGGGUGGUGAAGAGGAUAUUGUUAACCCAGCCAACGAGCUCAUUAAAGAAGGACACAUUCAGAAACUUUCAGCAAAGAAUGGCACAGCACAGGAUAGGUAUUUAUUCCUGUUUAACAGCAUGGUGCUGUACUGUGUGCCAAAACUGAGGCUGAUCGGCCAGAAGUUCAGUGUCCGAGAGAAGAUGGAUAUUGCAGGACUGCAGGUCCAAGAAAUUGCCAAGCAAAAUGUGGCUCAUACAUUUUCCAUAACAGGAAAAAAGAGAUCAUUGGAACUACAAGCCAGGACAGAAGAGGAGAAGAGGGAAUGGAUUCAUGUCAUUCAAGCCACAAUAGAAAAGCACAAACAGAACAGUGAGACCUUCAGAGCUUUCAAUAGCUCUUUUUCACAAGAGGAGGAGCAUCCUCCCGAUUCCUCAAUAGCCAGCACCAGCUCAGUCGAAUCAAUGCCAGGAGCAGAUGGAGGUGGUGCAUUAGGAGGGAGUGAUUCCUCUAGGAAAUCUUCCAAAUCCAAGCGAGACAAAGAGAAACAGUCUUGUAAGAGCUGCAGCGAGAGCUUCAACUCCAUCACAAAGAGGCGGCACCAUUGUAAGCAGUGUGGGGCAGUGAUCUGUGCAAAAUGCUCUGAGUUUAAGCCACUUGCAGAUAAUAACCGCCAUAAUCGAGUGUGUAAAGAGUGUUUCCUGCAGCUCCCAGCAAGCCCCUGCAGCCCUGGAGUGGAAGCAGUUGGGGAACAGAAGAAAAGACUAGCUGCAGAGAAGCAAAGCAUCCUUGUGGCUGAAAACAGCCUCUUCAGCAGCUACCUCCAGUUCCUUGAAAAAGGGAAGACUUGGUACAAAAUGUGGGUGACCAUCCCCAAGAGUGAACCUCUUGUUCUGUAUCUGCAAGGAAGCAGCCAGGCAUAGUUCUGUUUUGCAUAACCAGCUCCAUGGAUCUCACAGACCUCUUUAGACCUGCAAAGAAGCAUUUCAGUGCCUGAGAUGUGUAUUUUGGAAUAAUAUUGCCAGCAACAGAAUUAAAGGUCUUGAAACAUAGAGUAAAGCAUGAUUGUAGAAGUUUUGAAAGUCGGGGGAUUAUUGUUAAGAAGAACAAAAAUAAUAGCUGCCUCUUGGGAAGAAGGAGCAAACCAAGCAGAAUCUGGAGCUUUGAAUGCAGUGAAAGCUUCUUCCUCUGCACCCCUGGCCCUCACACCAAAGAAGUGCAGGUAGAAACAUGACUCACAUAUUUAAAAUAGCACGAAAACUGCUCUUUUUGCUCUUUUGUUCCAGGAGAAUGAAUUAAUCCCCUGAGUAUUCACAGUUCAAAUCUUGCAUAAGACUUUAUGCAUGAGAAUUCCCAGCUUAUUUAGGUUUGGGAAUCAUACCAAUUUGAUUUGUCCUCAAAUGUAGUCACAAUUUGUACAACUGUUUGUUGUGCUUAUCUCAGUAAAAUUAUAAGAGUUUCCUUAUAAGCAAAGACCACUUCAAGUGUAAGGAGAAGCAGUUUUAAGAUAAAUUAGUCUUCUCAAGGGCUCCACCUGGACCUUUUGCCCCCACUGGCCUUGUAAAAUGCACUGCUGCUUGCAAAGCUCUGACAUGAACUUACCUGAGUAAGACAUGCAAAGGCUUCCAGAGUAGCUGGAAAAGUAAUCAAUUUAGGAGAAAUAUGAAGGGUAAAACUAGUAUGGCUAGGGCUAGUCUAUUUAUGUAUAUAUCAGAUCAAGCUUGAUCCAAGAGAAAAUUUUGCUUUAUAAAGAAGAGAAAUUUUCCAUUCAUCAUGUAAAUGUGAUUUACUUUUAGAAAAUAAGGGAGUAGCUGAGUUUGAAAUUGAACUCAGGGCUUUUGAGAAGUAUUUUUUUUGCUUGCCUGUUGAUCCUGUUUAGUAGAAGUUUUACCUGGCCCUGCACUAAACUCUGCUUGCCCUUUUUUGAUCCUGAAGAUUACAGGAGUCUCUCAAUGACUUGUGUAAGGUUGGGGUUAGAUCAUGAGUGGAUAAAGAGUGGAGUUUGGGUAGAAAAAAUCAUGGAUUUUCUAAGCCCACUCAGAAGUAGAAGGGGGAAAAUGCCAUUGGUGGGUCAUUGUUGUCCAAAAGGGCUUAUACACUGCAAAGAGCUGUGCGGUGCCAGAGGCAUGUCUAUAUGCAGGGGUGCCUGAAACAGAACUGCCUGUGUGGUGGCACUGAGUAGUCUGUUCCCAAAUCUUAUACCCUGGGUGUUGCAAUGGCUGUAACAAAGUAAUAAAUACAUGCUGCUCUAAUGACCUAAAUAAAUAACCCAUUUGUGUUGUGCUGCUGAGAGUCAGGAUGAGUGCACUGUCCUUUUGAUUGCUGACAUUAUUACACAUCCAUAAAUUUUUAUCUAUCCCUCACUCACUAUCUGAGGAAAAUAAUUGUAAUCAGCCCUAAAGUGAAGCUCUUUCAGCACUGGGUAUUUUGGUUUGAUGAAAUACCAGUAUCAUGCAGUCAUACUAUGUUGCAUGCAGAAAUAUUUUUUUUUAAAAAUACGGUUCAACCAGCCAAAUCCUGUAGGCUCUUAAAACGAAAACAUGAAUUUCAUCUCUCUUAUAAGGCCUGUAAAUCCUACUUACAUGCUCAGUAUAAGGCUGUAAUUCCUCAUGGGUGCGUAAUAGCUGCUGGAUUUACUGGGCUUUAGGUAGGAGGAAAGGGCUCAGCGGCAAAGGACAUCCACAGAUGCUGCUGGUCCCAAAGAGAAGACUGGGUUGGGGGUGGGGUAUUCCUCAAGGCCAA